AUGAUUGGCAAUGUGCACAAUGCCGAUAUUCAGCAUCACGCGGUACCGAGGCGAUCUGUCAACCGAUCACAAACAGCGCCCAAACGAGCAGAACUAGUCAGCAGUCGUGGGUGUGCACGCGCGGACGAAUUGCGUCUGAAAGCUGGUGCAGCGCACCGCCGCCAGAUUGGAAAUUUGUAG
Opisthorchis viverrini is the source of this 180-nucleotide messenger RNA. RefSeq lists its product as hypothetical. The annotation marks the transcript as partial. The transcript has a single exon. NCBI's taxonomy places the organism in Eukaryota, Metazoa, Platyhelminthes, Trematoda, Opisthorchiida, Opisthorchiidae. The record is from RefSeq and is a predicted model, not a curated record.